AUGUCCACAACCACCGAGACUGCGCAACCAGAGCAAAGAACCAAGCCAGCCGGUAAGGUUCGUAAGAGAGCUGCAAAGGCAUGUCUGUCUUGUCGGGCGCGGAAAGUGAGAUGCGAUGUCUCCCAAAGAGGAAGGCCUUGUAUGAACUGCUACCUGGAUAGCGAAACGUGUGUCGUAACAGGGAGAGCUUCUAGAUUACAAUGUUCAAGCGUCGUACCCACCUUACGAAACCGAUCAGAACAACAGCGAAAAGACAGCAGAAGAUAUAAUGUGACAUCGUUCCUCGCAUCUGAGGCACCGCUUUGGGUAGGGGACCAGAGGAUCCACGUGAAUGCAGAUAUCACGUAUUCUUACUAUCCUUUCUUGAGCAUGAACAACCUCCCCAACAUUAUGCCGCAGGAUGUGAAUUAUCUGGAGUCGCAAGGUUGCUUUCGUGUACCUACGCGAGAGAUUCUCGAUGAAUUUGUACAGCAAUAUUUCCUACAUGUCCACCCAGUCCUCCCAAUGCUCAACGAGGGCGAUUUUUGGGAUAUGUAUGGCGACUCAGGACACGGCGGAUCAGGGGAACGGAUGUCGUUGCUUGUAUUGCAGACGAUGUUGUUUUCGUCCUGCAAUUUCGUGUCGAAAACCAGCAUCAAAUCACUCGGAUACCCAAGCAUUCGGGCUGCUAGAGCAACACUGUAUCGUCGAUGCAAACUACUUUACGACUUUGACAGUGAGACAUCCAUGGUCUACCGUGCUCAAUCGGCUCUUCUACUCUCGCAUUGGUCGCCAAACUUUACGCAUGCAUUCAAGAAAGCAAACUCUACCUGGCUUGGCAUUGCUAUUCAGGACGCUAAAAGCGCCGAGGCUCACCACUACUCAGCAAUGCCGACCUACUCUGCCACAGCCAACCCAGCUCAAAGAAAGAAGCAGAAUGUUUUGAAGCGGCUUUGGUGGUGUUGUAUCCUCCGAGACAGAAUUUUACCGCUUGGACUCCGGCGAAGCCUGAAAAUUACGAGGGCACACUUUGACUUCGACGCACAACCGGGUCUUGGUUAUCUAGAUUUAGCCGACGAAAUCGAUCGGUCAAAAGUGUACAAUUCGGGAACGAAAAGGUGUCUCAUUGAGAUAUUUGUACAGUUGGUUGAGUUGGGCACUGUUCUCACAGAUCUGAUUAUGCUUGUGUUUCCUCUGGACGACUCUCCGGGAUGGGGCAAACAAGGCGGACCUGAAGACGCGAACAAAGCUCGGGAAUGUAGGCACGCUCUUCGGCGCUGGUAUAAGGGCGCUACUUUGAGGUUUCCACCUUUUGGUGGCGAUGCAGUCGCACGUAUGGCCGUACCGGGAAUCGAAGAUUCUGAGCAUGAUUCAGUGAUACUGUAUACCAACCUGAUGUACAUGUAUUAUCAUUCUGCUCGAGUGGUCCUUAGCCACCACGAAGUGCUUCAUACGGCGGUUGCAGCUGUAUCCCCAAAUCUCACAACCAACAUGCAAGAGUUCUCGAACAUCUAUGAAAACCGCCAUGAGCUGCAAGAUGCAGCCUCUGGAGUAACAGAGUGCCUUAAAGAGCUGAUACAAAUGCGACUAGCUCGCUGGCUACCUAUCCCAGCAGUCGCAUGCACUGCUUUGCCGCUUGUACUACACAUUAUUGACGUCAAGCUCUCAACAUACAACAAGAGCACAUCAUCAGCUAUCACUACUCCGCAACAGGCAGUGAAGCAGCAUCGCUUAAACAUUCUCAUAGAAGCAAUGAAGACAUAUCAGCCACAGUAUGAUGGUGUAGACUAUGUCAGCGAAACGAUUCGACAUAUCGUUACUCUGGCUCAAUUGGACACACCAGCCCCUCCUUCUGUCACCAAUCCCAUCAACGACUGGCAGGAUAUACUAGCAUCGCAGCCCGGCUGCUAUCUUCGCCUGGCUAUGACCAUGGACCUUAGUCUCAGCAAGGGCCGACUGCCAGAAGAAGCCGACUUUCCAGCCAGUCUCCGGGGUCUUUUCACAGCGGGCUAUAGCUCCGUGAAGGCUCUCAUGGAGGCUGGAAAGACAACCCUGUCACCAUUACCUCGACAAGGCGCUUACGUCAACCCUGCAGAUCAACUAUUCUUUUCAAUGAAUAUGCCAGUAGCUCCCGGAACCGUACAAUCUCUGCCUUCUGACGCCGGAACAGACUCGCCAUCAUCAUCCGAUGAUCGCGCAGCUUUCGAGGACAAUUCUCUACCUCAGCACAAUUAUGGCGAGGAUCUGCGCAUGGUAGAUCACGGCUUUGUGGAUGCGGCCAUUGAGAUGGAGGGUCUAGCCGGUGGAGUGCUGGCUGCAUACACGUUACAGCAAGACUCACCCCAAAGCUCCAGUAGCUACAGCGAUGAGAACGGCACAGUCUUUGACGGGGAAACGACCAUGACGGAUUGGAUCGAUAACGCCUGGGGGAGCGAUGUACAUCCCGAUGCUGCGAACAGGGGUGAUCAAGAGACUGCUCAGGCGCUUCUUGAUGCUAUUGCCAAUGGCGAGGGUGUUGGGAUUGAAUGUAGCGCUUGAUUCAUGAAUGAUGAUCUGUCACGAUAAGGCCAACGGGUUGGAUUCGGAGUUUGGGCUGCAUAGCAUAGCGAUUUGAUAAAUGGCUGAGAUUAGUUUCCAAAAUGAAAGACAACAAUGAAAAGUUGGUAUUCGGACCAGAUCAAUACCAAAACCCAAAUUCCUAAACUACAAUGUAUGUGUGGCUGAAAGUAGAAUACCCGACCGUAUUUCGUGUCCCGCCGCUGCGCUUCACAAUCUUAUUGUUUGUUCCAUAUAUAGAAAGAGACAUACAGUUCAAGCCAUCACCAGGGCCAUAUUACUUUAACGACCCGGGCGCUUGGUUUGACUGCUGACUAUCUUCGCUUACCCGUGGUCAAUUUCCGUUCAUACUAUGUAAUAAACUCAGCCGCAGAUGACCA
Molecule: messenger RNA, 2915 nt
Organism: Truncatella angustata
Lineage: Eukaryota; Fungi; Ascomycota; Sordariomycetes; Amphisphaeriales; Sporocadaceae
Exons: 5
Coding region: 1-2517 (838 amino acids)
Biological process (GO): regulation of DNA-templated transcription; DNA-templated transcription
Molecular function (GO): DNA-binding transcription factor activity, RNA polymerase II-specific; DNA binding; zinc ion binding
Source: RefSeq, a predicted model, not a curated record